AUGAAAUCAUAAAUUCAAUCAGCAAGAAAACCAGGAAAGUCUAUUCCAAAACCAAAAGAUAAUCAAACAAAUCAAUCAUCCAAUUCAAAAAAAGAAAUUACUAAUGAAUCAAAUGGAUUUGAUGCUUCUAAAUAACUUAUAAUCUAACCUAUUCCAAUAGAACCUAAAGUUAAAUAGAAUUGUUUAAUUGAAAUUGUUGAAUUGGCCAAUUCUCUUAAAGAUGAUGAUAAUGUUAGUGGUCUUGUCUUUAAGCAAAUCAUCAUAUCAAUUGAAGCUAAAUUAACAGAAUUCUAAGAGAGACUUGAAAAUAGAGACAAUUUAACAGAACUUAAUACACAUUUAUAGAAAUUACAAUAUCUUUAAUCUAGUCCAUAUAGUCCUAAUGGAAAUUAAACUAAUUAAAAAAAAGAUGACUCAAAUAAUGACACUAGUGGAUUAUUACGUAAUUAAAGUUAAAUUUCAUUACAAUAAAAUGAUAAUGUUAGUGUUAUGAGUGCAUAAGAUAAAAUGAAAAGUCCUUAGGGUAGAAGAUCAAAUUCUAAAUAAAAUUCAGGUAAAUUCUUAUUAUUAAAUAGUCAUUCUUCCAAAUACAUCAUAAUAAACAGUGUCUGACAAUAAUAAAAUUGCAGCUUUGGAAAAAAGAUUAAGAACUAAUGAAGAUAAUUAUGUUAAAUUGACUAAAGAAAUAUAAGAUCAAUAUACUGCCAACAAUUAAAAAUUAGAAAAGACAAUUAAGGCUCUUAAUGAAAAGUUUUUGUCAUUUAGUGCUAACAAUUUACAAUAAUAGUACAUUGAAAUUACUGAAAGUUAAAAGGCUUUGAUUUCACAUUUACAUUAGUAAUCAAAAGAAAUCACGUAAUUGCUUCCAACUAUAUAGCGAGAUCAAUAAUACCAUGCAUAAAUUAAAAGAGACAUAAGAUACUUAAAAUAUAGAGAUUUCAAAUAAAAUCGAGCAUUGUUUAUAAUUGUAAAAUGA
Messenger RNA from Paramecium primaurelia, 976 nucleotides. NCBI's taxonomy places the organism in Eukaryota, Ciliophora, Oligohymenophorea, Peniculida, Parameciidae. The record is from the annotation of a GenBank genome assembly.